AUGAACACUAUUGAUUCAAUCCUUGAGCAGCGAAAGCGCAAGGGCCUGCUGGAAUAUCUGGUUCGUUGGAAGGGUUCCGGGGAUGACGUGAAAGGUGAAACCUGGGAGCCAGCUAAAAAUCUAGUCAACGAUUAUGCAAAAGCUGUUCAGAGCUUCACAAAAGGUGUAAAGGCUCAGAAGGCAAAAAGAUCCUCAUCCAGAUCCAGCAGAGCAUCACGAUCCAGAUCCAGGUCGUCAUCUCGGAGUCGUAAGUCGGGUCGGGUGAAAGAGGAGGCCAGGUCUCAGGUGCAAGUGGAAGAGCGGCAGAAAGCAGCAGUAGCUGAAGCAGAGAGCUCACAGCCAACUCGGAGUUCCAGAAGCCGAGCUAGGGUUACCGCACCUCAGACCACCACAAACUCGCUGGCAACAGCUCAAGUCGCUAGCAAGACAGAGUUACAUACACACUCAAACUCAGUCGGUCAAGGAAAUCAGUCUGACAACAUGAAAACCCAGCAGGAACUCGAAGUACAGCGGGUUCAUAAUGAACAGCGCCCUGUUCGCGAGGAUGACCUUAAGCCACGUAGCGCCAUCUGGAAAGUUGCUGACUACGCUGUCAUUGUUCUGUUUGUCCUGUCCUUGAUAGCAGCACUGUUCUUAUUUCUGGAGAAGUUCAUUGACCUUGAUGAAUUCAAGAAACAAGCAUUCCCCAACUUUGCCGUACUACAGACCCGCCUGGAGGAUGUGCAGCAGAACCUACUGGAGUUAGCUUCUAACGGAGCUGGUAGAAUAUCAGAUGCCUGGCUCUAUCUCAUCGAACAGGUCAAGGGAAGCGCAGAAGCCAAGGUCGAAACUAGCCAAUCCAAGAUAUGA
Molecule: messenger RNA, 849 nt
Organism: Candidula unifasciata
Lineage: Eukaryota; Metazoa; Mollusca; Gastropoda; Stylommatophora; Geomitridae
Source: the annotation of a GenBank genome assembly